AUGAUAGGUCUUAAAGGUCGUUUAAAUAUCAUAGAUAAUUCAGGGGGAAUUAUAGCUGAGUGUAUCAAUGUGUUAAAGGUUAAGACGAAACAACAUUCGUCGGGUUUUGCGACUGUUGGCGACGAAAUUGUCUGCGUCAUCAAUAAAGCUCGUCCUAUUCCCCCCCAGAGCAGAAUAGCAGCUUCAUCAAAUAUACAAAAAGUACGGAAAGGGGAUGUGAGGCGGGCAGUGGUGGUUCGGACUAGAAAAGCGGAAAGACGGCCUGAUGGGAGAUACAUUUCAUUCGACGAUACGGCUUGCGUGUUGCUCAAUAACAAAGGUGAAAUGAUUGGGACUCGAGUCAAUGGAGUGGUAUCGAAUGCUUUGAGAGAUAUACAAGGUCCUACUGGUGCUAGAUGGUCUAAAGUGUUGAGUUUGGCACCUAAAGUUUGA
This is a messenger RNA of Tremella mesenterica DSM 1558, 432 nucleotides long. RefSeq lists its product as uncharacterized. The transcript is spliced from 5 exons. Gene Ontology annotation, biological process: translation. Gene Ontology annotation, molecular function: structural constituent of ribosome; large ribosomal subunit rRNA binding. Bases 1 to 432 code for a protein of 143 amino acids. Gene Ontology annotation, cellular component: ribosome; mitochondrial large ribosomal subunit. NCBI's taxonomy places the organism in Eukaryota, Fungi, Basidiomycota, Tremellomycetes, Tremellales, Tremellaceae. The record is from RefSeq and is a predicted model, not a curated record.